Stomoxys calcitrans (stable fly) is the source of this 2247-nucleotide messenger RNA. RefSeq names its product putative inorganic phosphate cotransporter. The record is from RefSeq and is a predicted model, not a curated record. Gene Ontology annotation, cellular component: plasma membrane. Gene Ontology annotation, biological process: monoatomic anion transport; transmembrane transport. Lineage: Eukaryota; Metazoa; Arthropoda; Insecta; Diptera; Muscidae. The transcript is spliced from 4 exons. The coding region runs from base 230 to 1717 and encodes 495 amino acids. Gene Ontology annotation, molecular function: transmembrane transporter activity.
UGUUUAUUAUUUUUUCUUCAGCAGUUUCAACUUCGUCAUCAACUGCUUAUCGCCGCGUCGCAAAUUGCAAACCAAAGUUUUGCUGAGUUUUCAAAACCAAAAAACAACAAAAAAAACAUUCCAUAAUAUUAGCAAAUAUGUGCUAAAUAGAUAAGUGCCUGAGAAAUCUUUCCUUAAAUUUGUUUAGUUUUUGUGUAUCUUUGUUUAACAUUCCCUGUACAAAACAAUUAUGGUUUUUUGGUGUGAUUGUUUGCGAAACAAUGGCUAUCAGCAAAUCAAUGGGGUUGGUCAAGGUCCUCGAUUUGGUGUGCGUCAUGUACAAUGCAUUUUAGCCUUUUGUGGAUUGGCAGUUGCCUAUGCUUUGAGGGUCAAUCUUUCGGUGGCCAUAGUUGCUAUGACAGACCGCAAUGCUACAAAUCCAAAUUUCGAGGAAUUCGAUUGGGAUGAAGGCGUUAAAUCCUACCUCUUAAGUAGUUUCUUUUGGGGCUAUGUUGUAACACAAGUUCCUGGUGGUUAUCUCUCACAUAAAUAUGGUGCUAAAUACACAUUCUUCUUUGGCGUUCUGUUUUGCUCAAUUUUGGCCAUACUAACACCCUUGGCCGCAGAAAUAGGAGAUUGGCCCCUGCUGAUUGCUCUGCGUUCGGUGCAAGGACUUUGUCAGGGUAUGAUCUUCCCCUCGACCCAUACGUUUCUUGCCAAAUGGGCGCCCGCCGAUGAAAGAGGACGUCUUGUCAGCUAUUGUUACUCUGGAUCUCAGUUUGGUACUGUUGUUAUGCUAUCCAUAAGUGGAUAUAUAGCCUCCUCCUGGAUGGGUUGGCCGAGUAUAUUUUAUGUUUCUGGCUUGGCGGGUAUGAUGUGGUGUUUCAUUUGGUAUUUCUACAGUGCAAGUACACCAGCACAACAUCCAACCAUAACAACACAAGAACGUAGAUACAUUGAAAGUUCGGGUCAUGGAAGAAGACCCUCGGAUGCGGGGCGCUCGGAAAAUUUGCAUUUGAAGACCCCUUGGCUAAAGAUUUUAUCCUCGCUGCCCUUUUGGACUUUGCUCAUUGUACAUUGUGCCAAUAAUUGGGGCUUUUGGACUUUACUAACCGAGAUACCGACAUUCCUUAAGAAUAUAUUGGGUUUGGAUAUACGACACAAUGGCCCUUUGUCGGCUUUACCUUAUUUGGCCAUGACUUUGUUGUCCUAUGGCUUUAUAUGCAUAGCCGAUAUUAUGAAUCGCACCAGUGUAAUGCCUUUGGCAUUUUCCCGAAAACUGUUCAACACGAUAGGCAUGUGGAUACCCAUGAUAGCUUUGAUGGGCCUGGGCUACAUAACCACUGGGGAGAGCACAGUGUUGGCCAUAGCUUUGUUGACCAUAGCUGUGGGAGCCAAUGCUGCCACCUACUUAGGCUUCCAGGUGAAUCACAUCGAUUUGUCACCCAAUUUUGCUGGCACCCUAAUGGGCAUAACAAAUUGCGCCGCCAAUGUAAUGAGUAUCAUAGCACCCUUGACUGUGGGUCUUAUAGUAACGGACGAGACCAAUCCCUUGCAAUGGCGCAUUGUCUUCUAUAUCACUGCGGCAUUUUAUUUCCUGGGCAAUUUAAUGUUUCUCAUAUUCGGCCGCACUUCUCCCAGGGCCUGGAACUUUGCUCAGCCAGCCAAUCGAACCAAUGCCACAGCAGUUGAUGAAGAGGCUACCGAAACCGAUCCUUUGCAACCCAAUUCCACAUAAGCAUACCAAGCUGAAGCUUUUAGUCUUUCAUUUCGGAUUUUGUUUUACUACGAUGAUGAUGAUGAUAACAUUGUGAUCUUUUUUUAUGUGUUUGCAUUAUGCUUUUUUUUAUAAAUAUGUACGCACAUACAUAUGUUUAUGCCUAGUUGAUAUGUAUUAUAAGGUAUGCUCUCUGUCCUUGCUCUGAAAAUUAUGACCUGCCUAUAUAUCGUACAUAGUACAUUGUUAAAGAGUGAAAUUAUAUAUAAGUAUUUUUUUUAACUUAUUUAUGUAUUACACAACUUUCGUAAUGUCACAAAACUUACGAUAAUACAAUUCAUGCUUUUAUGUAUUUUAUGUACAAACAGUUAUGCUAAUCGAAAUCUCGAAAAUGUAAAAAGAAUUUAUUUGCCUAUAACGAUAAUACGGGUGAAGCAGUUGUUUUCACCAAAGCAAAAUCAAAAUCAAUUAAAAUUAUAAAUAAAAUUGAAAAUUUAUUUAUUUAAAAAGUUUAUGGGCUUUAAUAAUAAAUUAUUAUUAUUUUUUUGUAA